Messenger RNA from Sesamum indicum (sesame), 1779 nucleotides. Its product is annotated as protein CANDIDATE G PROTEIN-COUPLED RECEPTOR 7. Lineage: Eukaryota; Viridiplantae; Streptophyta; Magnoliopsida; Lamiales; Pedaliaceae. The record is from RefSeq and is a predicted model, not a curated record. Gene Ontology annotation, cellular component: membrane; Golgi apparatus. Gene Ontology annotation, biological process: transport.
ACAGUCAUUGCACCAACUUCUAACCUCAUUUGACAACUGAAAAUCAAAAACAUCCUCAAUUGUUCCGCACUUCGGUUUCUCAGAAUCUUCACAAAGAAUCAUACAUCGCCCCACCAAAAUGAUCGAACAAAUAAACCAAACGAGGAACAAAUCCGGAAGAUAGACAAACACCAUCAUUCUUUCCCUCUUCUUUGCUCCAGCGAGCGAGUGCGAGAGAUCCGAUCGCCAUGUCGCUCCCUCUUGUUCUGUUAAGCCUCCUCUCAGUCGCCUCACUCGUCGCCGCCGAGGUCCGUUUCUCCGAAAUUCGAUCCGAUGGCCGCCCCAUAAUCCCCUUCGACGAGUUCGGGUUCACGCAUCGCGGUCGUUUGGAGCUGAACAUCACUAAACUCUCUCUAUCCGGGCCGACACCGGACUCGCCAGCGCUUUCGAAGGUGGGGUUCUUCCUCAGCACCCGGGACGCCUGGGUUCAUGUGCUCCAACAGAUUGAGGACGGCGAAAUCAACUGCGUCCUAGGAUCAGACGCCGUACAGAAAGUCUACACCUUCGAUCGUCUCCCCAGCCUCACCACCACCGAAUUGAAUUACGUUUACGCCGAAAUAGAUGCUGAUCAGUACACACUUGUGUUCGCCAACUGCCUUCCGCAGCUUAAGGUCUCGAUGAGUGUUCGUUCGGCGAUGUACAAUUUAGAAGACGGUAACUCCAAUCGCCGCGAUUAUCUCUCUGCUGGUAAAACUGUUUUGCCUAGGGCUUUUUUCCUGUUCUCCAUCAUUUAUUUCGUUUUGGCUGUUGUAUGGGUCAAUGUUUUGUACAAGAAAAGGUUGACUGUUCAUGGGAUUCACUACUUUAUGUUGGCUGUGGUGCUUUUGAAAGCAUUGAAUCUAUUGUGCGAGGCUGAGGACAAAUCAUAUAUCAAGCGAACGGGGUCGGCCCACGGCUGGGAUGUCUUGUUUUACAUAUUUAGUUUCUUGAAGGGGAUUACUUUGUUUAGUUUGAUUGUGUUGAUUGGAACUGGAUGGUCGUUCUUGAAGCCAUACUUGCAAGAUAAGGACAAGAAGGUUUUGAUGAUUGUGAUACCGCUUCAGGUGGUUGCGAAUAUAGCCCAGGUUGUGAUCGAUGAGACCGGGCCUUUCCGCCAUGAGUGGGUCACAUGGAAACAAGUGUUCUUGCUUGUUGAUGUCAUCUGUUGCUGCGCAGUGCUUUUCCCAAUUGUUUGGUCCAUCAAGAACUUGCGGGAAGCGGCCAGGACUGACGGGAAGGCUGCGGUGAAUUUGAUGAAGUUAACUUUGUUUAGGCAUUAUUACAUUGUGGUGAUAUGCUACAUUUACUUUACUCGGGUGGUCGUUUACGCACUGGAAACUAUAACUUCUUACAAAUACCUUUGGACUAGCAUAGUCGCAGGAGAGUUGGCUACAUUGGCGUUCUAUGUAUUCACAGGGUACAAAUUCAAGCCGGAGGCUCAUAAUCCAUACUUUGUUAUUGAUGAUCAAGACGAAGACGCUGCAACGGAGCAAUUGAAGCUCGAAGAUGAGUUUGAACUAUGAGCUGUGUCUGGAUUUAAGGAUGUCGAUUUUGCAUCAACAAGCUGGAGAAGAAUGAGGUAGAUGCUAUGCCCUUAUGCAGGUUGUCUAGUUGUGCUUUAUUUUUUUAUUUUAUAUUGAUACUUGGCUUAUAUAUACCUGAACUAGCAUUGUAGUUUCACAAACUUAGAGUUCUCUGUCAAUUUUGCUGAAAACGAUGAUGUCUGUGAAGUGGAUAUCUCAUGGAUCAUCCUUUUCUUUA